GCGUGCGUUUGUGUAUGAAAUCGAAGAUCGAGUCUUCAAACUGAAGCAUGAAGGAGACCAACGGCAACAACACCAGCAACAGCCAUGCUAACAGCAGCAGCAACAACAGUGGUAGCAACAACAACACGGGCAGCUUAGCAUCGACAAACUGUGGCGCCAACGCGGUGCCAGCCACGCCCACAGCGGCACAGCAAACAACAGCAGCUGUCACGGGACAACAGUCACUGCAACAGCAGCAACAGCAACAGCAGCAACAACAACAGCAAUCAGCUGGCGCACAGCAACUGACGCCAAGGAAGAGCAACAUUCAUGAGCUGAGGAAUCAGGAUUAUGUUAGCCGCCUCAUGGCUGCCACGCCCCCCUAUUUGUACUCGGCACCAGUUGGGCCGAACAAUUAUUUCUUUAGCGAUAUGCUGCGUUCGCUGGUGCAAACGCGCAACAAUGAGACCGCUCGUGUGUUGCAGCUGCAACAGCAACAACAACAGCAGCAACAGCAGCAGCAGCAACAACAACAACAGCCCACGCUGCCGUUGCCCUACGCCUACACAAAGCUGGAGACGAAACCCUUGCCCAAGGCUGUGCUGGGCGGUGCCGUGGACAACACAUUGCAGGACAACACACCGCCGGCGGCAUCGUUGCCACCACAGGAUCUGGUGUUGCCGCCACCGCCGCCCGUGUGGUAUCCACCACUGUACGCGCCAUACGGCAUCGAUCCGCUGCACUUCUUCAUUGAUCUGCGCGUCUCGGGUCACAUCUACGAUCGCAAGAAGGAGAACGUCUCUCCGCUCUCCAACAGCAACAGCAGCAGCGGCGCCACAACAGCGGCAACAGGUGCUUUGCUGUCCGCCGAGGAUUCAUCAGUUGCUGCUGCUGCCGCUGCUGCUGCUGCUGCAGCCAGCGGUCUGGGCAGCAACAGUUUGCUGAGCAAGCAGCGUCAUGGAUCCGCCUUCACGGUGCCCAUACCCAAGUCGGCGCAGAGUGAUGCCAUCAAUCUGUGCGCCAAUGGCAGCAACGAUGGUAGCACUGGUACAGUGGGCGGUGUUGCCGGACUGGGCAAAUUCGAGCACUACGCCAAGUACUAUGAUCUGGGCGAAAGCAAGGAAAAUCAGCCGGCGGCAAGCACAGCGGCAGCAGCAACAGCAGCAGCAGCUGCUGCCGCUGCAGCGGCGAAUCUGUCCAAGUCCGGCGCCAGUUAUAUGUUGCAGCAUUUGCCGCGACUCUACAGUCAGUUUGCGGCACAACAGGAGGCGGCAGCUGCCGCAGCUGUUGGGGAUCUGGAUGCCAAGUCGGAAUCUGCGUCCGCCUGUGCCGAUCUGUGCGACGAGGACUCUCUGGGACGGGGUUCCAGUGACACCGCUGGCGCUCUACUCGAGAGCAACAGUCUGCAAAACGAUCGGGACAUCGACGUGGAAAUCAUUGACUCCAUCAAAUACCGCACCGACGGCGAAAGCAGCCGCUGCUCCAGCAACGAUGAGGCCUCUGUCACGCAUAUCGAUUAGGUUCCCACCGGACCACAAUUCCAACACUAUGUCAAACCUUAAGUCCCAAUAAAGAAGACAUUUGCCUAAUGAUGAA
Drosophila innubila is the source of this 1575-nucleotide messenger RNA. RefSeq names its product ecdysone-induced protein 74EF. The record is from RefSeq and is a predicted model, not a curated record. The coding region runs from base 48 to 1499 and encodes 483 amino acids. The transcript has 2 exons. NCBI's taxonomy places the organism in Eukaryota, Metazoa, Arthropoda, Insecta, Diptera, Drosophilidae.